GGAACCUGGCACUGAGCUUGUGGGUAGGGGCGGCUAAAGACCGCCUCCCUGCUCGGUCCCUCUACCUGCUGUGGGCGGGGAGGAAGAAAGGCGGGCACCAAGCGAUAGGGUGAGUCACUCCUUCCCUAGGGUUAGAAGAGGGACUUCUCUCCCUUCUCGGGGUCUGCGCAUCAGCUCCAGACUCCGGGCUCUAGUUCCGCGACUCCGUCGGCUACUCUCCCAGCGGCGCGACUCCUAUCUCCCUUCUGAGGCUUCGCCUUUCCCUAUAGGUGAGGACUAGUGUUUUCUACAUUCUUGGCCCAGAGGAAUUGAAUCCUGCUCUGAAGCUUUUGAGAGAUCAAAGUUCAGCAUCAUUAGUGAGUCUUAGCUGCUGACUGGGUACCACAGCAAAGCCUUUAGAGAAUUAGUUUUUCAGUGCAAACAAUGACUUUCAUGGACUGUAAUCUCAGUAUAAUAUGCUUUCUCUGUAACCUGAAAGAAUACCCAGCACUCGUCAGCAAAUCUGUGGAGACCUUAUAGAAACCCUCUUAACUGAACCGCUGCGACUCUGGGCUGGCCAGGGAGAACCUUAACAAUAGUAAAUAUCCAUUUGCCUUCUGGAAGAUUCAAGCACUGCCACACCAAACUGCUGUGGAAAUACCAUGUCUAAGAACUCAGAGUUCAUCAAUCUGUCAUUUUUAUUAGACCAUGAGAAGGAAAUGAUCCUGGGAGUCCUAAAGAGAGAUGAAUAUUUGAAAAAAGUGGAAGAAAAGAGAAUAAGGAAGCUGAAAAAUGAACUUUUAGAGGCAAAAUGUAGAAGCGGGAAGACUCAACAAGAGAGCAGUAGAGUCUGUGUUCACUGUCAGAAAAACCUUGGCUUCAUCUUUGACCGGGGAUAUCCAUGCCAAGUCUGCUUCCUCAAGGUGUGCAGUGAAUGUCGAGUCAUGGGCCCCGAUGGCAGCUGGAAGUGCACUGUCUGUGCCAAAGUCGCGCAGCUAAAGUUUAUAAGUGGAGAAUGGUUUUAUGAAGAAAAGGCAAAGCGUUUCAAGCAAGUCAAUGUUCUGGGCACUGAUGUUGUCCGACAGUCCAUCUUAAGAAGAAGCCCAGGAUCUGAAGAAAUACAAAGCCAAGAGCAAGCCCACCAAGAUGUAGACAAGUCAGACACUUCAUCUUCAAUCAGACAGAAGGCCACUCAUGAUGGAUCCAAGAGGAAGGGAUUUCUUCUGAGCAAGUUCAGAUCAGCAACCAGAGGAGAAAUCAGAACUCCAAAACCUGAAAGUGGGAGGAGCUAUAGCUUGGACUUAGACAGUCAUACACUUCAGAGUUUCAAGUCAGCCUCUGGAUCAGACAGGAGAAGUACCGCUUCGCCCGAUCUCAUUGACCAGGAGGCAGGACGAGGAACACCGACAAACAGCUACAGCAAUGGUGGAACCCCAGCCACCCAGAGGUCACCAGCCCCAAGUGUUCGUAGUGUGACCUCCAUCAGCAGUAGAGACCAUGUUGUUGAAAAGUCCAUGGCUGUGGGUGCCAGGGAAAGCCCCUCUGAGGAGCUGACAAAGAGUCACCGCAGAAACACAUCUGGGCCACCUUCCAUCGCCGUGUCGGGUGCCUCCCUUUCCUCAGACCGGAGUCAAUCUGAGUUAGAUUUCAGUGAGUCAUUUACAGAAGACUUAGAGGAUACUUCAAGCAUAAGAAGCAGAUCUGUCCCUGGGACAUUAGACAAAGACUUGUCCCCCUCCCUCAUCAGCCCAAAGAGCGAUCAGGGUUCCCUGCCCUGUGGGAAGUCCAAGGACCACCCACCUCCAUCCAGGUCUAGUAAGAACUCCUUAGAAGAUGCUGAAGAUGAUGCCAAUGACUUAGUGUCCUCUGGGUUUUCUGCAAGUCCCCACAGUCUGGCAACAGGCCUUUCAAUGAACUCCCAAGCAGGAUCUGAUAGGAAGAGGAGCUACCUAAAUGUGCCUGAUGCUGAUUCAGACACCACCAGCCUUAACAGCAUGAUGAGUGUUUACAGUGAGACAGGAGACUACGGAAACGUGAAGGUAACCGGGGAAAUUCUCCUCCACAUCAGCUACUGCUACAAAACUGGCAACCUCUACAUUUUUGUCAAGAAUUGCAGAAACCUGGCCAUAGGUGAUGAAAAGAGACAGAGGACAGAUGCUUAUGUCAAGUCAUACCUUCUUCCAGACAAGUCACGAAACAAUAAGCGCAAGACCAAAAUCAGAACAGGCACCAAUCCAGAAUUUAACGAAACACUGAAGUAUACCAUCAGCCACACCCAGCUGGAAACAAGAACUCUGCAGCUCUCAGUCUGGCACUACGAUCGCUUUGGGCACAACAGUUUUCUUGGAGAGGUGGAGAUAGCUUUUGACUCAUGGAACUUUGAAAACCCAUGUGAUGAGUGGUUUGUGCUUCAGCCCAAGGUGGAGUUGGCUCCUGAUAUUGGCCUUCAAUACAAAGGAGAGCUAACGGUUGCCUUACGAUACAUUCCUCCAGAGGAGAGCCCUAUAUUCCAAGUGGAACAACCUCAAGGAAAGAAGACCUUUAAAAAGGGAAAGAAGAAAGAGUCAGCUGUCAUCUCUGGGGGAAUACUUGAAGUGUUCAUCAAAGAAGCAAAAAAUCUGACAGCAGUCAAAUCGGGAGGCACUUCUGAUAGCUUCGUGAAGGGCUACCUGCUUCCUGAUGAUAACAAAGCCACCAAGCACAAAACGGCGGUUGUCAAAAAGAGUGUUAACCCUCAAUGGAAUCAUACAUUCAUAUUCAGCGGCCUGUAUCCUCAGGAUAUAAAGAAUGUUUGCCUAGAACUCACCAUCUGGGACAAGGAAGCCUUUUCCAGCAACAUCUUUCUAGGAGGUGUUCGUUUAAAUUCUGGAAGCGGUGUCAGUCAUGGGAAGAAUGUGUACUGGAUGGACUCUCAAGGAGAGGAACAACGCCUUUGGCAAAGGAUGAUUGACAGCCCUGGGGUAUCUGUAGAGGGCAUUCUCAUGCUGCGAUCCAGCAUGGCAAAAUGGAGGCUCUGAAGGGAUCAGUUCUCCAAGAACUACAUCUCUGGUUGCCUACUGUUUUCUCUAAGCAAACACUGGGCCCUUGAAUUCUGUUGCCCUGUUAUUUCUCACCUCUUAGGACAUGAGAGGAGAUAUGUCAGUGUUGUGAACAUCUAGGAUCUUGCUGAUUGUCUGAAAAGCAUAUCCUUCUAUAUGUUCCCCUACUCAGGUUUCCCUGAUUAGACAAUAGGAAGUGGACCCCCACCAUCUUGCCAACAAGCAGACUGUGCAAUGGCUCAUGGGCUUUAUACUGACCACAAGGACAAGAGCUUACUGGAAAAUAUUGCUGGGCUCCUCAACCCUUUUCCAAUCAAGUUACUUAAGUUUUCUUCAGUUUGAGAAAAGAAGGAAACACCAAGAAGUUAGAUUGCUUGGAGACUAACAAAGAGAGAAAUCUUUGUCUUCUCAGCAGAUUGCCUGUAAUGCAAAGAAGACAUGCUAGGGGUGGUUUGGGAGAAGUCAGGCUCCUUUUGAAAGUGAAGAGAGCUCCAUGAUUAUACAUACUCACACUAAAAAAAAUAAAAGAAAAAACAAAAAAAACUAAAAAAAAAAAAAAAACCAGACACAAACUAGAAUGUGUGUAGAGAAAUUAGAAUGCAGGACCAUCUUGUUGAUAAACAAGCAAUUAGAGAACUCUGUUACAAAAAUUAUUUCAUCAAAUAUUAAAAGCCAUUAAGUAUAAGGAAAUAAGAAAU
Microtus ochrogaster (prairie vole) is the source of this 3715-nucleotide messenger RNA. It is a transcript of the gene Sytl5, whose product is annotated as synaptotagmin like 5. The record is from RefSeq and is a predicted model, not a curated record. Gene Ontology annotation, cellular component: plasma membrane; exocytic vesicle. Gene Ontology annotation, molecular function: phospholipid binding; neurexin family protein binding; small GTPase binding. NCBI's taxonomy places the organism in Eukaryota, Metazoa, Chordata, Mammalia, Rodentia, Cricetidae. Gene Ontology annotation, biological process: exocytosis; intracellular protein transport.